Scutellospora calospora is the source of this 1050-nucleotide messenger RNA. The record is from the annotation of a GenBank genome assembly. Lineage: Eukaryota; Fungi; Glomeromycota; Glomeromycetes; Diversisporales; Gigasporaceae.
AUGGAACAUUUAAUACAAAAUAUUUUAAACAAAUGUUCGCCCAAAAAAAACACAAAAGCAAACACUAGCAAAGAAAACACUACCGAAAUUAAUAAUAAUGACAAUAAUUUAUCUUUCGAUACAAUAUCCGAUCGUGAAAAUGCCAAUAAAAAUAGUAAUUAUGACAGCUUAUCUUUAGAUUCAUUAGAAAUUUGGGAAGAAAUACCAUCAUUAAAUUCAGUUGAUUCAGAUAAUUCAGCAAGUUCAAGAGCAGGAUCUAUAUCCGAAAUUAAUAAUAAUGAUGACAACUUAUCUUUAGAUUCAUUAGAAAUUUGGGAAGAUAUACCAUCAUUAAAUUCAGAUAAUUCAGCAAGUUCAAGAGCAGGAUCUAUAUCCGAAAUUAAUAAUAAUGAUGACAGCUUACCAUUAUAUUUAAUAUCUGAUCGUGAAAAUUUUUCCGAAGAGCCUAAAAGUGAUACUGGUACUUGCUCAAGAACAUUAAAUUCAGAUAAUUCAAGAGCAGGAUCUAUAUCCGAUUGUGAAACCUUGUCUGAAGAACCUAAAAGUGAUACCCCUAAAUCUGGUACUUGCUCAAGAACAUCAUUAAAUUCAGAUAAUUCAAGAGCAGGAUCUAUAUCCGAUAGUGAUUCUUCUACGCUGAAUAGUAAUGUUGACCUUCGUAUUCUGCAAUUGGAAGAGAAAUUAGGAAAACAAUUAGAAAGGCAGAGUAAAAAAUUGAAAAAAUUGGAGGAAGAAUCGAAAAGAGAAAAUUCGAAAAUGCGAAUUCAGAAUGAACAAUUUAAAGGCCAACUAAAAAAAUUGGAGGAAGAAUCGGAAAGGGAAAUUUUGAAAAUGCGAAUUCAGAAUGAACAAUUUAAAGACCAACUAAAAAAAUUGGAGGAAGAAUCGGAAAGGGAAAAUUUGAAAAUGCGAAUUCAGAAUGAACAAUUAAAAGGCCAACUAAAAAAAUUGGAGGAGAUUUUAGUUUUAGCAAAAGCUUUACUAGAUAAUAUUACAACAACACUUUCAUUGAACAAUAAUCAAUCUAAAGAACCUAACAAUAAAGAGUAG